Molecule: messenger RNA, 1146 nt
Organism: Pocillopora meandrina
Lineage: Eukaryota; Metazoa; Cnidaria; Anthozoa; Scleractinia; Pocilloporidae
Source: the annotation of a GenBank genome assembly
UCAAAAGAAGAUUUGAAAGUUACAAUCUUAGCAGAUGAGUGGAAUUCACUGAAAGGUGGAUUAUCGACUUUUAACAGAGAACUUGCGAUUCAUUUAGCAAGCCGUUCCGAUACUCAAGUCACCGUCCUUGUUCCUCACGGUGCCUGUGGAAUGGAAGAAAAAGCGGCAGCUGCGAAAAAUUGUGUUUCUAUUAUUGAGGCCAAGAAACUUAUUGCAUGCCCUUCCCCUGUAGAAUUGUUCUUUCCGCCGAAAGACCUUGGAAUUGAUGUUGUAAUUGGUCAUGGCGCGAAGCUUGGUCAUCAGGCUCAGAUUAUUAGGGACUCUCAUGACUGCAAGUGGGUUCAAGUAGUGCACACUGCUCCGGAUGAACUCGGUAUGCACAAGGACUGUGCGGAAGCUAUCGCACAAAGUGAAGAAAAGAACCAGCGUGAGGUUGGUUUAUGCAAAAUAGCUGACCUCGUCAUGGCAGUUGGACCUAAAUUGAAAGGUUUCUACUCCAAUCAUAUACGCUCUUUCAACAAAGAUCAGGAUGUUGUGGAAUUUACACCGGGAAUAAUGAGAGAUUUAACUGAUGUGAAGCAGUCGCCAAACGAUAAUGACGUGUUUCAGGUCCUGAUGUUUGGGCGUGGUGAUGACGAAGACUUCGAGCUAAAGGGCUAUGAUAUUGCCGCUAGGGCAUUUGCAAGUCAUGAGCUGAAAAACGACUCCUAUUAUCUCACCUUCGUUGGAGCGGCCCCAGGAAAACAAGACGAAUUUGCGGCGAAGAUUCUUCAACAUGGCAUUUCUAAAAACCAGCUGUCUGUCAAAGAAUAUAUCAAGGAUAGAGAUCGAUUAAAAGAGCUGCUUCUUCGUAUGGAUCUGGUUAUCAUGCCUUCAAGAACAGAGGGAUUUGGACUCACUGCUCUUGAGGCCUUAUCCACUGGUUUGCCUGUCCUUGCUGGCCAUAACUCAGGCUUUGCAAAAGUGUUGCAGAAGAUAGAAUUUGGAGAACUCUGUGUAGUUAACUCAGAUAAUCCCGAAGACUGGUCAAAGGCGAUCAAGAAGGUCCGUCAAAAGGAGAGGAAAAAGCGGCUAAAAGAGAUGCAACGAGUAAGGAAAUCUUAUGGACAGAACUACAAAUGGAAGAACAAUGCGAGAUUCUUAUAA